This is a messenger RNA of Pipistrellus nathusii (Nathusius's pipistrelle), 198 nucleotides long. NCBI's taxonomy places the organism in Eukaryota, Metazoa, Chordata, Mammalia, Chiroptera, Vespertilionidae. The record is from the annotation of a GenBank genome assembly.
AUGCGCUGCUCGGUUAGCCUGGGGAGGAAGAUAAAGACACUGGCAACCAAGAUGGUCCUCACGAGCAGCGGCGACGAAGACAGAGGGGGCCACGAGAAAGAGAGCAAAGAGGAGAGCGUGUUGGCCAUGCUGGGGAUCAUCGGGACCAUCCUCAACCUGGUCGUGAUCAUCUUCGUGUACAUAUACACCACGCUGUGA